This is a messenger RNA of Phodopus roborovskii (desert hamster), 2409 nucleotides long. Its product is annotated as protocadherin beta-18-like. Gene Ontology annotation, biological process: homophilic cell-cell adhesion. Gene Ontology annotation, cellular component: plasma membrane. Gene Ontology annotation, molecular function: calcium ion binding. NCBI's taxonomy places the organism in Eukaryota, Metazoa, Chordata, Mammalia, Rodentia, Cricetidae. The record is from RefSeq and is a predicted model, not a curated record.
AAUGGCAGCUAGAGGGUCACGCUUCUCCCGACAAAGGCAAGUGCUAUUUCUGUUUCUGUUCGGGGGUCUGUGUUCGGCAGGUUCUAUGUUUGGACCUUAUUCAGUAACUGAGGAAACAGAAAGGGGAUCAUUUGUGGCGAAUCUGGCAGAGGAUCUGGGGCUAGAGGUGGAAACCCUGGCUGCAAAGAGAACUAGGGUGGCAUCUGAUGACAACAAGCAGCAUUUGCUCCUGGAUUUUCACACUGGAAAUUUGCUCACAAAUGAGAAACUGGAUCGAGAGAAGCUGUGUGGCUCCACAGAGCCCUGCAUACUGUAUUUCCAAAUUUUAAUGGAUAACCCCUUUCAGAUUUACCGGGCUGAGCUGAGAAUCGUGGAUAUAAAUGACCACUCACCCUCAUUCCAGGACAAAGAGAUGAUUUUAAAAAUACUAGAAAACACAGCUGUAGGAACAGCAUUUCGCUUAGAGAGAGCACUAGACUCAGAUGGAGGACGUAAUGGCAUCCAAAACUAUACCAUCAGCCCCAAUUCUGUUUUUCAUAUUGCAAUUCAUGGCAAUGAUGAAGGGAUGAUAUAUCCAGAGCUUGUGCUAGAUAAGCCUCUAGAUUGGGAGGAGGAGCAGGAGUUCAGUUUAACACUCACAGCAUUUGAUGGAGGGACUCCACCCAGGUCCGGAACAGCCACUAUACAAAUUCUGGUCAUGGACAUCAAUGAUAAUGCCCCACAGUUUUCCCAGGAACUUUAUCAAACCCAGGCUCCAGAAAAUAGCCCAAUAGGACUUCCUAUUGUUAAAGUCUCUGCAGAAGAUGUUGAUUCAGGAGUCAAUGCAGAAGUAUCCUAUUCAUUUUUUGAUGCCUCCGAAGAUAUUCGAGAAACCUUUCAAAUCAACCCUUUCUCUGGGGAAAUCGUGCUCAAAGCCGUGCUUGAUUAUGAGAUGGUGAAGUCCUAUAAGUUAAAUAUACAGGCAGCUGAUGGUGGGGGCCUUUCUGCUAGAUGUACGGUUUUAGUUCAUGUUUUAGACAUUAAUGACAACCCUCCUGAACUGACCAUAUCAUCACUUGUCAAUGAAGUUGUUGAAAACUCCCCCGAAACUGUGCUGGCAGUUUUUAGGAUUAACGACAGAGACUCUGGAGAAAAUGGAAAGACCGUUUGCUAUAUUCAAGAAAAUCUGCCCUUCGAUCUAAGACGGUCUGUAGAUAAUUUUUACAUCCUGAUGACAGAAGGAGCUCUGGACAGAGAGAGCAGAGCUAAGUACAACAUCACCAUCACAGUUACCGACCUGGGCACACCCAGACUCACAACACAGCACACCAUAACAGUGCAGGUCUCAGACGUCAACGACAACGCCCCCAACUUCACACAAACCUCCUACACCCUGUUUGUCCAGGAGAACAACAGCCCCGCCCUGCACAUAGGCACCAUCAGCGCCACAGAUUCGGACUCAGGCUCCAAUGCCCACAUCACCUACUCGCUGCUGCCCACCCAUGACCCGCAGCUGGCCCUCUCCUCGCUCAUCUCCAUCAAUGCAGACAAUGGGCAGCUGUUCGCGCUCAGGGCGCUGGACUAUGAGACCUUGCAGACCUUCGAGUUCCACGUGCGCGCCACAGACCAAGGCUUGCCAGCGCUCAGCAGCCAGGUGCUGGUGCAAGUGUUGGUUUUGGACUCCAACGACAAUGAACCCUUUGUGCUCUACCCUCAGCAGAACGCCUCUGCACCCUGCACGGAGCUGCUGCCCAGGGCGGCAGAGACAGGCUACCUGGUCACCAAGGUGGUGGCUGUGGACCGUGACUCUGGCCAGAAUGCAUGGUUGUCAUUCCAGCUGCUCAAGGCUACGGAGCCUGGGCUAUUCACCGUGUGGGCUCACAAUGGCGAGGUGCGCACCUCCAGACUCCUGAGUGAGCGCGAUGCUCCCAAGCACAGGCUGCUGCUGCUGGUCAAAGACAAUGGCGAUCCUCAGAGGUCUGCCAGUGUCACUCUGCAUGUGCUGGUGGUGGAUGGCUUCUCUCAGCCCUACCUGCCUCUGCCCGAGGUAGCGAGUGACUCUGCCCAGGAUGAGGAUGAGCUCACUCUGUACCUGGUCAUUGCCUUGGCGUGUGUCUCUUUACUAUUCCUCUUGUCUGUGUUACUGUUUGUCGGGGUGAGGCUGUGCAAGAGGGUCAGGGCGAAAGCGCUGAGGGACUGCUCUGUCGCUGAAGGACACUUUUCUAGCCACCUGGUGGAUGUCAGCGGCAUGGGCACCCUGUCCCAAAGCUACCAAUAUGAGGUGUGUCUGAUGGGAGGCUCAGGUGAUACCAGUGAUUUCAAGUUCAUGAAACCAAUUUACCCUGGUGUUCAUUCUCAUGGUUCCCAGAUCAAUGCUGAUGAAAAGCCCACAUUUUGAAGUCUCUAAUUUUGCGUAAGGUUUCAUCCCAU